CCGUUCAUUCGUUUGUUGAUUCAUUCAUGUCUUAAUGCAGUCAACGUGUCCCCGUACUCGCGUCAUGACGUCAGUCAGAUCCACAGUAUACAUGGAUGGCAUUCACAGAACAACUCUUUCGGUGGGCACACGAUGCAUGCUACGCCCACAUCACAUGUGCGGCAACAGGAAAGCCAAAACGCCGGCCGCACCGUCCCAUAUAUCAUCAUCGUGUCUACACGUACGUACGAGUGUUUCCCGUACUGUGCGUCAGAUGGACGGACGGAUGCGAUGCACUCAUUCACUCACAAAAUUGCAGGGAGCCGGCCGCUGAGCCACACGUCUGUCUGAUUAUCUCACAUCGAUCGGUGCACAUACAACACACAACGUCUGUGCGCUCAACUCGACAAAAGGCCCCACACCACAAUCACCGGUUCAGUGGGUAGGUCACACCAUGGCGAAUGUCUUAGCAUUCAUGUCCUUGAUCAGGUCGGUGAGCUUGUCCAGCUCCGACUGCGGUCCGUGGAGCUGGGCAGACACGAUCUCAGCGAUCUCCAGCGCCUUCUUGACCUCCGCAUCGACGUUGACCAGAUGAGCCUUGAGGGCCUCGGCACUAACGGACACACAACGGCUCGCGUGGGCGCAGGAGUGUUGCCGCGUAGCUGUGUGUGUUCAGCCCACCUGUCGUAUGCCUCUUGACAGAUGAACGUGUUUCCACUGCAAGUGAAAUGGUAGUGCACGCAGCCCUUCUCAGCCUUGUUCGCAAUGCCCUCCUUGACCUGCAUCAAACGAACACCCGCACAGACAAGCGCCACAUCUGCAUUUUUCCCCGUUUGUGUAUCCUGCCUCCGAACGCACCUUGGCGAUGAAUCCCUCGACGCAGAUCUUCUUGAACGCCUCGACCUGGCCCUCCUUGACCUUGAAAGUCGGCACGAAGAUCACCAUCGUCUCGCAUCCAGCUGCAACCACCAUCCUGCACAGGCGCUGAUAAACGAUGACCUUCUGCUCUGGCUUCAAGUCGAUGUGCUGAGUUGGUGCACAGAUCGCGCGAACGCAGCCCAAAGAAGGGAUGUCAGAAGCGGUUUCAGGGAGCACCCUAGGCGGCCUGGC
Molecule: messenger RNA, 1089 nt
Organism: Vitrella brassicaformis
Lineage: Eukaryota; Vitrellaceae
Source: the annotation of a GenBank genome assembly